Molecule: messenger RNA, 342 nt
Organism: Penicillium canariense
Lineage: Eukaryota; Fungi; Ascomycota; Eurotiomycetes; Eurotiales; Aspergillaceae
Exons: 3
Coding region: 1-342 (113 amino acids)
Source: RefSeq, a predicted model, not a curated record
AUGCAGUAUGCCCGGGAGGACUCGGGAAAUUGGAAACUCAGCGGCGACGUCGACGACGGUGGCGAGGCAAGCUGGCAGGGGGUCGGUGCCAACUCUACGUACUCCUUCACCGGGGGCCUGCCGGUGAUUGGGCCACUGCAGCAAAUCGGGGCAAUCUCGAGCCUUGGCAUCAUACGACAGGGUUCGGGGUACCUGGCCCGAGCCCCGAGCCCCCGAGCCCACGAGCUCACGAGCUCACCCGCGGAUGAGGAGCCUCUGAAACACAUCAAUGGCACGGGUCAGAGCGGCUGGGCGCCACCAGACAACAAGUGCGCUUUCAUGAAUCUAGUACUACUAGCAUAG